AUGGCAAGCUCCAGCAGCCGAAAUGACUCUCCAGCGCGAGCUGGCAGGUCUGGCAGGCCCAGACCAGGAUCACCGCCUGAGGAUGAGUCGUUUCUCAGCAAUAGCAUAACCAGCCGACAACUCGAAGCCUUCGGGAGAAAAGUCCAAGCCACCGCAGGCCACCUCAUCGGACCGCUUGGAGAAGCCGGAGUCAACCAGCACUAUCAAAAUGCGCUCGGCGACUUACACAGGGAGUUACGGCGACCUAUGGUGCAGCGGUCGGUCUUCAGCUCAUUGAGCCAAGCAACGCCCAGGGAGUUAAUACGGUCUAAGCUCUCUGCGCCGGAGAUAUCUCAGCGGGCACUAGCAUACCUACCUGAUGAGCUUCUUUCGCAGAUACCGGAGAGCAGUAAUACAUACUCCCUGUUCCAGGGGUUUCAGGCGAUCGUGCCUGAGGAAGAGAAGGGGAGUAAAAGGCGGCACGGGCAGCAUAACUCGCGAGGACAACGGUUACUUGGGGAGGCUGAGGAGGACACUGAUGGACCGCCAGCUUUGGCCAGCCUGAAGAAUGACAAGCGCAGUCUCAGUCACCGCCUGGAGAUGAUGAAUGUACGGAAGAACAUGUGCGUUUCUGAGAUCAGGGAGAUAGACAACAAGAUCGCCAACCUGAACACCAUGCGAAAGAUAGUACUGGACCGGCUGGCAGGGCUCGAGCACGAAGAGGCGGAGCUAGAGCAUGAACUGCACGAGGUGGACAACAAGCUGGACGACAUGAAGGAGGAGCUGGAGGAUGCCGCUGCACUGGCGCAGAAGUCACCCAGCGUGAAGGCCGAAGCGGACACGGCAGACACGCCGGAGUUCAUGUCUGAAUCCAUCUAUGAGAAACUACCUCCGGCACCAUCACCACGCUCAAAGAGACGGCACAAAAUGCACAGACGGAUAUCGAUGCCUGUGCUACACGAGCACAUGGAUCCAGGAUCCAAGAUCAGAGAACUUCAAGCGCACAACGACGCCAUCACGGCAAUGGAUUUCGAUGCGCCAUUCGGCACGAUGGUCUCGGCGGCACUGGACGACACUGUGAGGGUUUGGGAUCUCCAUGCCGGGCGAUGUAUGGGACUGCUCGAGGGCCACUUAUCAUCGGUAAGGUGUCUUCAAGUGGAAGACAAUAUUGUCGCAACCGGAUCCAUGGACGCUUCAAUCCGACUUUGGGACCUCAGUCGUGCUGAAUACGCGCCGCAGGACAACCGUAUCAACAAAGACGGUCAAGAAGAGGAGGAUGAUGGACUAGGCUUUGAGGAUCCCGAGGCUGCUCCACCGGCACCGCCACCGACCAGCAUGAAGGACUGUCCCAUGUUCUCGCUCGAGGCGCAUGUGGCCGAAGUCACUGCGCUGCAUUUCAAAGGCGACACGCUGGUAUCUGGCUCUGCGGACAAGACACUGAGGCAAUGGGACCUGGUAAAGGGGCGCUGUGUCCAGACGCUAGAUGUAUUAUGGGCUGCCGCGCAAGCCUCAUCGACGAUGAACUCCUCCAACGGUCAAUGGCGACAGACUGGCCGACUACCAGAUGCUACGGCCGACUUUGUGGGUGCCGUCCAGUGUUUCGAUGCUGCGUUAGCUUGCGGUACUGCUGAUGGCAUGGUGCGGCUAUGGGACUUGAGGAGCGGCCAAGUGCACCGCAGUCUUGUGGGACACACUGGCCCUGUGUCUGCUUUGCAGUUCGACGAUGUCCACCUUGUCACAGGGAGUCUCGACCGGAGCAUACGGAUAUGGGAUCUACGAACAGGCUCGAUAUAUGACGCGUUUGCAUUCGACAACCCCAUCACAAGCAUGAUGUUCGACGCCCGCCGCAUUGUUGCAGCUGCUGGCGAGGAUGUGGUCAAAGUGUAUGACAAGACGGAUGGCAGGCAUUGGGACUGCGGGCCAGGCGCGGCUGCGGACGAUGAAGGGGGAGUCUUCUCGACAGUUGAGAGGGUCAGGAUCAAAGAUGGCUACCUUGUCGAGGGGCGCAAGGACGGCAUGAUUGGCAUCUGGUCUUGCUAG
Coniosporium apollinis CBS 100218 is the source of this 2019-nucleotide messenger RNA. Its product is annotated as mitochondrial division protein 1. Gene Ontology annotation, cellular component: transcription repressor complex; nucleus. Lineage: Eukaryota; Fungi; Ascomycota; Dothideomycetes. The transcript has 3 exons. The coding region runs from base 1 to 2019 and encodes 672 amino acids. Gene Ontology annotation, biological process: negative regulation of transcription by RNA polymerase II. The record is from RefSeq and is a predicted model, not a curated record. Gene Ontology annotation, molecular function: protein binding.